Molecule: messenger RNA, 2241 nt
Organism: Exophiala mesophila
Lineage: Eukaryota; Fungi; Ascomycota; Eurotiomycetes; Chaetothyriales; Herpotrichiellaceae
Exons: 1
Coding region: 1-2241 (746 amino acids)
Source: RefSeq, a predicted model, not a curated record
AUGCCCUUUGUCUUUGGCCCUGAGCCCCUCCCAAGCCACCCUUCUAAACGACGUAAACUAUCCCAUCCUCAUCUCGCCAUGGCUCGAUAUGAGGAGCGACAUAACUCCGACCCACAAGAUGCUGAAACGGGGAAGGACCGGUCUGUCAACACAGACGACUGGUGUGACAACCCCUCUCCGGGAGACACCAAAGACGAACCUGAGAUCAGGACAAGUGAUCGAGAGGAACUUAUCCAAUGCAUCAAACGAGGUCAACGCCCGACCUGGGUGCCCAAACCUACAUUGGAAGCACUGUGUACUGAAGCCAACACCUGGCAACCCCGUUCCACGGGCCUGUUGCAUAGCCAUGAUUCAGAGUCUCAGCCCAUUUCUCCAUAUCCAGUCGCUCAACGUCAUGAAUCUUCCACCCCAGAACAGCAGACCUCUCCUUGUGCAACCGAUUCAUUACGCCGGUCCCUGUCUGCUCUCCACACGGGCGAUUUUCACAAUGCCUAUCAACCCAUAUCAAGCCCUACGACUUUCGAUCCACCCAUGAACAUUUCUCCUCCCAUUAUGAGGCAUGACUACUCCUCACAAUAUGGGUUUCCUCCUAUGUCUAAGAACUUGACAGAAGAGCCUCCUCGACGGUCCAGAGCACCAUCGUUGGGAAGUAGCCUCUCCUCGAGCUUCGUCAUGCGAGUACCAACGAGCCCUCUUGUAAACUCCAUGAACAACCCUUCACUUGAUUUUUCACCUAAAGAACCAUCCUCAACAGACACCAAGGCUGCGAGAAGAAGGACACUGCCGCCGAAUGCAUACGGACCAUUGCAGGUGUUGCCUAUUGAAGAUUCAAUGCCUCCAUUUGGGCGACAUUCUUCCGCUACACAUCAACUAAAUUCCCUCGAAACACAUGAUAUUCAUACACCACGCCGUUCUUUGAGUUCGUUCACAUAUCAACCGACCUCUAGCAACCAGCCUCCCAGCCUGGCGCGUGCUCGCAGACUAUCUCUAGCAUGCGAUGUCUCCCCAAGGCAGCGUGCUUCUCUAGUUGGGUCUUUCGAGGAGUCUAUCCUCCGAGGUCGAAUGUCCAUACCCCCGUCAAAACCAUUGGACUUUGUUGCUCAGAUUGGAGUAGUUGGAAAAGGAAAGUGCCCGGCCAGUCUCAAGUGUCCCGCACAUGUCACCGUUCCUUUUCCAGCAGUCUUCUACAAUUACCCAAGCUCAAAUGACUCGCGGUCUAUUUCUGAUGACAAUCCCAGUCCUUACGUUGGGGCGAUUGAUCUAGAGCAUAACCUUAAGCCUGCCGAGCCGCAUGUUCGUCGCAGAGGCCGGGCUUCGAUUUCGUUGCAUACCGAAAGCCCGGCCACAGAUAUCAAGACCUUGGAUAACCCCCACACAGGAAGCCAAGAUUCUCCUAGCUCUGAGCAGUCGGUCUCACAGCACGUCAAGGUGCCAAACGGUGGCGUGUACAGAGUUCCCCAGGUUGGACAACUACAAGUCAUCAUCAAAAACCCCAACAAGACAGCUGUGAAACUGUUUCUGGUCCCGUACGACUUGACUGGUAUGCCUCCGGGGACGAAAACGUUUGUUCGUCAGCGCAGCUUUUCAACUUCCCCAGCUCUUAACGUGGCUUUGUUGGACAAAAGGAUCGUCACCCCAUUGCGCGAACGCAACGGUGGGAAGGACAUUCUGCGUUAUUUGAUCCAUCUCAAAUUUUGUUGCACCUCAAAAGGACGCUUCUAUCUUCAUGAUCAGAUCCGUGUCAUCUUUGCCAAUCGGGUCCCUGACGACAAGGAAAAGCUGAGACACGAAGUGCAACUGCAAGAACCACGAUUCAGUCCCUAUAAGCCGACGGUGGAAAAUGGCUCGCGUAGUCCAAGCAUGAACGAGAACAGGUUCAGUCCUUCGCCCACCAUGUCACCACCACCUUAUGGUGCCCGUGGGCCAAUUCUGGAUUCCGGUCGAGGCAACUUCGACAACUUUUAUGACUCGGCUCUAACCUUCAAUCCUCCAACAAAUCCAGCGCUUGUGGCCCGCGGACCGGAUCUGUCUGCCGAUCUCUCGCCCACUAGCUCACAACGUGACGCUUAUGCCGAGGGGAAUCUGCCACCCACCCCAGGUUUCUUGCCUUCACGAUCUUCCCGAAGCUCUCCUGUGUCUUGGACUACCACUGCAAAAGGUGCACCUUCUAUAGAGGCAGGCAAUGGUCUGAUAUCCCAGAAGCUUCGCGAGUUCAACGCCAACCGCGCCGCUGGUGACUAG